Sitodiplosis mosellana (orange wheat blossom midge) is the source of this 1052-nucleotide messenger RNA. RefSeq lists its product as uncharacterized. The coding region runs from base 3 to 1052 and encodes 349 amino acids. The transcript is spliced from 2 exons. The record is from RefSeq and is a predicted model, not a curated record. NCBI's taxonomy places the organism in Eukaryota, Metazoa, Arthropoda, Insecta, Diptera, Cecidomyiidae.
CAAUGUCGGACUUGGAAAAAUUAUCUACUGUGCUGAAUAGUGAGCUGGAGGUGAUUUUAUCCAAUUCAGAUGGAAGUGAUGAGGUCAAAAAAUACUUGAAAACUUAUGUCCGAUUCUCAUUGUUGCGGAGAUAUAUUAAAUGCAUGAUAUUCGUUUUAAUUGCAAUUGCAACUGUUUGUGCGUCGAUUUACUACAUUCCAAUUUUGAACUGGAAUGCCUCAGCAAUUGGACGAUUGGUGUUGAUUAAGCAUGUGCUGCCCUAUUAUGACUGGCAACAUCUGUACAAAUCAAGGUGUUUAGUCGAGAAAUUCGGAGAUGGAAAGACAACAUCCACAGAAGAAUACAACGAUUACGGCGAGCUCAAUAGGGACGAUUGUGCCGUUUGUGAGAAUUUAGUUUCAAUCGAUCGAGUAUCAGAUGCAACAUUCGGCCUCUUGCAAGAUGUAUACUUAUCACGCGACCAUCCGGUGAUAAUAAAUGAUUCCCAUGGUAUUUGGCCGAAUCAACCUGAUGUUCUGGAGGAUUUCAUCGAAUUUUUGCUAUCAUCACCCAAUUUAAAGUACUCGACUCCAUGCAAUAUUGGAACAAAUUUGGUGCAAAUUCGUGACGAUUCACCAAAAUUACAAUAUCUCUUGCGUCAAACCGGCAAAGUUGAGUCAAAAGGAUGGUUUUUGCAUUUUCGUAACUGUGACUUCGAAGCGGUAAAAGCGAGUCGUGCCACAUUCUCUCUAAAAAAUCGACCAUAUUUCAUAUCUUCACAUCUUCCACCCUUUCACACCAGUUGGAUUAUCCUAUCAAAACACUACGGAAUGCCUAUCGAAAAGCGACUACCAGUAAAAGACCUUGUGAUUGUUCUCCAGUUGAAUGGUCAAAUUUCUGGGCGACUCACCACAUUAAGACAUUGCAAGGAUUUCUGUUUAGACCAUAAUUUCGAAUUGAAUGCAGGCGAAGCAUUGGUAUUUAAUGCUCAAAUGUGGAACUUUUAUUAUCGCAACAUCGAUUUACAGGCUAAUUUAACGAUUACUUUUAUUCAAGAAAUUCAUGCUGAUUAA